AUGAAAACUCUUCUUUUGAUCAUUUGUGGUAUCAUAAUUUAUGAUAAUUGAUAGUUGCAUCUGUAUUAGCAUCACAUGCAUACUUGUACCCAUUCAAUGACAAUAAUAUAAGUGAUUUAGAAGGCUUAAAUCAAAAGCAAAUAGCUUAAUUGAUAAAAUACAAUAUUGGAUUAGUCGAACACAUUUCAGCAGACUAAUAAAAAGUGUUUGAAUAAUUGAUAAAGUACAAAUAUUAUCAUCAAAUUAGAUCUUUUGGUAAAGGCAAUAUCUUAUCACCCACAAAUAUGAACUAUUUGAUUCUAAUAGAGAGUGAGAAAUUAUAUUAAGGAUAAGAGUUAAAAUAAUAGAGAAUAACUGAAGGAUUCUCUUAAAGUUUUAAAGUAAUGGAUAAAGAUCCAAAACCCAUUAUGGAUUUACUAUUUGGACAAGAAAGUAAUACAAUAAUCAAAAAUUUAGAUGAUUCUUUAAUUUCUAAGGCAUAAAAGAUUUAUAAUAAUAAUAAUUAAGGAUUUAAAAUUUAUUAGAAUGAGGAUGAUUUAGAUAUUAAUUAUUUAUAAUGGACAAUAACACUUUAUUUAGGCAAAAAUGUAAAAUAUGAAUUUAUUAUAUAGAAUGAAGUUUAUUUCUAUGAACCUAAUAAAGAUAAAUCUUAUAAAGUAGAUUCAAGUUUAGAAAAGUGUGUAGAUAAUUUCUUAGGAACAACAUUUGAUUAUGCACCUAAAGAAAAUAAAAUUUAUAAAUAUAAUACAAAUGAAAUGAUUGAAAUCACUUAAGAUAAUGAAGAUUAGAUUAUAGGAUUUUUAAAAGAUAUUUGUGCUAUGAAUAAAUUAUCUACACUUUUUUAGAAAUGUAUUUCUAUUCAAAAAAAUAUUUAUAGCUAAUUAACCUAACAUGUUAUCAAUAAUUAAUAAAUCUAUUUCCAAAUUAGAAAAAAUCAUGAAUGAAUCAGAUAUAGAUAUGAUCUAUGAUAUCAUGAGAAUUACUCAUAAAAAAGUAAUUAUUUAAUAAUUUAUAUUAAGUUAUCUAAAAAUUUUAGAAAUACUUUUGAAAAUGAAGAAUUAUUUGGACUCAUUUUAGUAGAAGAAGAAAAGAAUCCUCAAAUUACAACAACUAAAGAAUCAGCCAAAAUAUAAAGAAUUUUAAUGGAAACAAGAACAAGAAUGUUAAAUUAAGUUACUGUAUUAUUUUUAUUAAAUUUUUAUUAGUAAACUAAUACAUCUGGAUAUGUUAUGGAUGCAACCACUUAUCAAAUUUAUGUUUGGUUUGGAGUAUUCUUUGUUAUAGUCUUGAUUGGUAUUAUAUAUGCUAUGGUCACUAUGGAUAUUUAAAAGGAUACUUUAUUGUAUGCUAAAUUCUUAACAACAGAUCAAAGAGCAUGAUUAGU
Molecule: messenger RNA, 1384 nt
Organism: Paramecium pentaurelia
Lineage: Eukaryota; Ciliophora; Oligohymenophorea; Peniculida; Parameciidae
Source: the annotation of a GenBank genome assembly